Molecule: messenger RNA, 3967 nt
Organism: Delphinapterus leucas (beluga whale)
Lineage: Eukaryota; Metazoa; Chordata; Mammalia; Artiodactyla; Monodontidae
Source: RefSeq, a predicted model, not a curated record
GCGGGACUCGGGCGCCGCGGCCGAGCGACACCUGCCAGCGCGGGCGACGGGCGGGGAGGCCGGGGGUCCCUGCGCCGGGCGCGCGUCUUUGUGCUCGUCCGGGGCGGAGGCGUCCGGUGGGCCCCGGGCCCGGGGCGGCCCUUGCAGCGGGCGGGGGCGGGGCUGGAGGAGCGGCCGGGCGCCCCCGGACCCGGCGAGCGGACCCCGGAGGAGCCGGUGCCGGGCCGGCAGCCGCCCACCGGAGCCCCGGGCGGGGGCGAGCCCAGCCGUCCUCCGGGCCUUUUCCCCGGCCGGGCAGCCGCGGUGACAGCCCAGCCCGGGGCUCGAGAGGGGAGCCCCGCGCGGGGUGGGCGGCGCGGCGGGACGUGGGUGUGCCCGCCAGUCCUCCUCCGAGACGGGCCGCCGGGGAGGAGCCGACGCCAAAGCCGGCGGGAGGCUCGGAGCGCCGGCUCCCUGGGCCUUCGGCUUGUUCGUCUGAGCAGCUGGUUCCCGGAGCCGCCGCCGGCCCUCCCAGCCUCUGCAGCCACGCUGCUGAUCCUGGGGACCUGGCGACCUAGGACUGCGACCAGGAUCCUGGAAGGCCCCUCUGCACACCGCCAGAGAGCCGAGCCUCUGCUGGAAGGAAGAGGGGAGGCGAGACCCCACAGGACACCCCUGCAUGCUUCCCAGGGUUAAGAACCUAUUUAUGAAGCAUCUUAUUUCGUGACCGAAGCUCCACGGUCAGUGAGACGUAAAUGGCCCCACUUCCCCCCGGCAUUCGCUUCAUCGUCUCGUUCUCCAGGGAUCAGUGGUACAGAGCCUUCAUUUUUAUUUUGACAUUUUUGCUGUAUGCAAGUUUUCACUUAUCUCGAAAGCCUAUCAGCAUAGUUAAGGGUGAGCUGCACAGCUACUGCACGGCUUCAUAUGAAGGGGAGGUCGGAUUCCACAGCCAGAGCCCAAAAGCCGGGGACACCCCCGCUCAGCAGCUCCCAGACAACGGGACCGACUGUGGCUGGGCCCCAUUUGAUCAGGACAACUUCCAGCAGCUGCUCGGCGCCCUGGACUACUCCUUCCUGUGUGCGUACGCUGUUGGCAUGUACCUGAGUGGCAUAAUAGGGGAGCGCCUGCCCAUUAGGUAUUACCUGACUUUCGGAAUGGUGGCCAGUGGUGCUUUUACUGCCCUGUUUGGGGUAGGGUAUUUCUACAACAUCCACAGUUUUGGAUUCUACGUGGUGACCCAGAUCGUCAACGGACUGGUACAGACCACCGGCUGGCCCAGCGUCGUCACCUGCCUCGGCAACUGGUUUGGAAAAGGGAGGCGAGGUUUGAUCAUGGGGGUCUGGAAUUCCCACACGUCUGUGGGCAACAUUCUGGGGUCCUUGAUCGCUGGCUACUGGGUGUCCACGUGCUGGGGCCUGUCCUUCGUCGUGCCUGGGGCCAUCGUGGCAGCCAUGGGGAUAGUGUGCUUUCUCUUUCUCAUUGAACAUCCGAAGGACGUCGCCUGCUCUUCCUCCCCGGCCAUGCAUCCAAAAAGCUACGAGAACGGCACGCACAGAUUUCGGCUGCAGAAGCAAGCGCUAACCGAGGAGAGGAACAAACCUCUGGACCCAGAGAUGCAGUGCUUACUGCUGUCGGAUGGAAAGCGCUCCGGCCACCAGAACCACGUGGUCAUUCUCCCUGCAGACGGUGGCGGCGGCGGCAUCGCGGCCAUCAGCUUCGUAGGGGCCUUGAAAAUUCCUGGCGUGAUAGAGUUCUCUCUGUGUCUACUGUUUGCCAAGUUGGUCAGCUAUACUUUCCUCUUCUGGCUUCCACUGUACAUCACAAAUGUAGAUCACCUCGAUGUCAAGAAGGCCGGGGAGCUCUCCACCUUGUUUGAUGUGGGCGGGAUCUUCGGUGGGAUCCUGGCAGGUGUGAUCUCCGAUCGACUGGAGAAGAGGGCCUCCACCUGCGGCCUCAUGCUCCUACUCGCAGCCCCGACGCUCUACGUAUUCUCUGCCAUCAGCAAAAUGGGUCUAGAAGCCACCAUCGCCAUGCUGCUCCUCAGCGGGGCCCUGGUCAGCGGGCCGUACGCACUGAUCACGACCGCCGUCUCCGCCGACCUGGGGACUCAUAAAAGUCUGAAGGGAAACUCCCACGCCCUGGCCACCGUGACCGCCAUCAUUGACGGAACUGGGUCUGUAGGUGAACUGGUGGGUCCCGUGGCACACAAGACUCCGAGUGUUACCAGCCCCGUUAAGGAUCUUGGAGAGAAUGCAGUAGCAUAUUCUGGAGGGAAAAAGGAGCAACUCGCCACUCUGAGCUGGGCCGAUGGGAGCUGGUAAACAGCAAGCCCGUCCUGAUCCGUGAGUCAGAAGGCUGACAGCAAAGUCCAUGACCUUUGUUGAGCCUCUUGGGAGGAGCACACAGACCGGGACCCCUUCCGCCAAGACCCCAGAGCUGCCUGCCCCGGGCUCCUGUGUCGGUGAGGGCCCCUUGCUGGAGACACGGGAACUGAAGCUGGGAGGUGGGCUGGAGUGGCCCCAAUGGCUGCUGCAGAGGAUCUCGGUUGCAUCCUGAUGUGUCACCUGCUGCCCCAGGCCCCUGAAGUAGGGGGACAAUGAGAGAGAGGGCAGGCCAGGUGGGGAGGGGCCCUGGGGGGUCUGGACCACCCUUGUAGCAGUAAACCAAGCGCUUGCCGGACAAAAGCGGCUCUGUAAGCACAGUUCCACCCAAUACUGGCCUCUCCAUCGGCCCUCCUCGGUCCACCCUGUCUGGGACGUGCGGACCCCUCCCUGCCCAGGCUCAGGGCCUCUCCCCGCUGGCCCGCCCUCCUCUGGAGCACCGUCCACCUGUCUGCUCUGUACUGUCCUCUCUCCCUGCACCUGAAUGGAAGCCCCAGGAGGACAGGAGUUUGUUUCGUUCUCGGUUGUACUCUGAGCCCCGGGACGGUGCCUGGGAUGGAGCAGGCACUCAGUAAGUGGGUGAGGAAGGAAUUGCCCGGUGGCUCUAAGACGGGAGAUCGCAGGUGGGCCGGGCGGUCUCCCAUCCAGGCUGUCGGGUUCGAAGAAGAGGGGCCGGGUAGCAGAGGCUACCUGCACGGCUCACUGGGACAGGGCCUCCGCAGCCCCUGCUCGUGCCGCACUGUGAUAGUGACCUCACCACUCUGAUGUCCUCGGUGAGAACAUCCCCUCGGGGGCACCUCUUGGGAGCCGGGGUACAGGUCUGGGGUUAGGGAGGUAGGGCAGGGGGCCGUGCCGUGUGACGGGUGUCCGCGGUCUGCCAGCACGCCCCCCCGGGCUCACAUGGCCCCUGAGAAGUUUCCCACAGCCUGGAAGAUGCGCUGUCGGGAGACUCCUGGGCUGAGCACGGCUCUGAGGGGCUGUGUGACCCGGCCACAUCCUCUCUACCUUCUGUCCACAGAGGCGUCUGUCUGAGUCAGUCCAGCGCCCACCGUGACACCCUUUUCUGAAAGCAAAUUGGGAGCUUGGCCGGCAGCCCUGAUUGCAUUUUAAAGCAGAAGAUGGGGGGUUAAAAAGAAGGAAAUUAUGAAGGAGCCUAAAGAACACAUUUUUCUUGAUCUUCUCAAAACAAGAGGGAAGCAGAAGUUCUUGGCCCCGGGUAGAGACUCUGCGUCUCUAAUCGGGGGCAGGCUCUGAGCUGCAGGAGGAGCCAAAGCCCAGCUCUGGACACCUGUCACCCCUCACAGAAGGAGGGCAGAGGCUAACUCAGACCAUCCCUCGCUGCAGGUCCUGCAUCCUGGGUCUGGCUGAGCCUUGGACUCCAGGGGCUCUGGCAACCCCGGUGCACCGGGACAGAGGAGGUGGUCGCCAUGGAAACGGCAGGCAGGCACGUCCACCACUGUGUCUCCCCCACUGUUUCUCUGCUUACGUGCUGCCCAAGUAGAUGGAAGCAAAGCCAGGCUCAAGCAGAAAUGCACACAGUUCCAGCAGAAAUUCUGUUCACAAGGGCGUUCACCCUGAUGUAUUUAUUAAAUGUUGUAAAUGUUGGU